Molecule: messenger RNA, 1036 nt
Organism: Lineus longissimus
Lineage: Eukaryota; Metazoa; Nemertea; Pilidiophora; Heteronemertea; Lineidae
Exons: 6
Coding region: 125-1036 (303 amino acids)
Cellular component (GO): acetylcholine-gated channel complex; membrane
Source: RefSeq, a predicted model, not a curated record
ACACCGGCACUGCAUACCGGACUACUGCUAAAUCAGUUCUAAAUAUACUUCUUUCUUGGAUGAGGGUGAAUAGGUAUCGGGUAUGCAAGCGAAUAGUGUAUUCUGAGGGUGGACAUUCAUUAAAAUGAAAAACAUGGGUCCAAGCCUUCUCGCAGUCUACCUCGCGAUGACAUUGGCAGCCAUAUCUUCCGCAAACUCGACCACGCCAUUUACUCCAUCAGAAUAUUGGGACGUGAAGGACUUCCCCAACCCACGUUACGAAGCUGCUAAAUGUGGUCGCGACAAGUCCUCGUACGUCUGUGAUCCAAACAGGUUGUUAAGGCCUUAUCAAACCGCUAACCUGGACAAGAUCGUCGCGGACGUGACAGCCAACACUUCGUGUGCAUGCGUGACUUGCCCGGUAGGACGGACCGGCUACAUGAUGUCAGUGGCCAUCGUCCCGUGGCUCAAACUUCCAUCAGGUAUUCCACGAACAAAAGCGGAAGUCCAGCAGCAGAUAGAAUAUUUCUCGGUCACUCUGAGGAAUAAGUGGAGUUUCGGAUACUGCACGAAUGAUGCCGUCAUAGUCCUAUCCAUUAAUGAUAGAAAGGUCUUCACUUCCUCUGGUAAGGUGACUAAAAAGAAGAUAUCUAGCGCUUGUGUGGAUCAGAUCUCAGGAAAUGCCAAAGAUUUACUCCGAGAUCAAAGAUACGCCGAUGCCAUUGGGAAAAUACUAACGGAGUACAAAUUGACGAUUCAAGCAGACGGUACCUGUGGUGGUUCUGGCGGCACGAACUGGGCCAUCGGCGGGGCAAUAAUCGGCUUCAUCUGUUUUAUUUUCUUUGGCGGCAUUUGCAUCUUUAUUUGCUGUCGUAUGCGUGGAGCUUGCUGUAACUGUGUUGGCGGGGGAGGAGGGGGGUCUUACAGAUCGCAUCAUCAUCAUCACGAUCAUGGAUGGAGCUGGGGAGGUAGUGGUGGUGGUGGUGGGGGCGGGGGCGGAGGUGGUGGGGGCUUUAGCUCUGGAGAUGGUGGUGGGGGAGGCGGGUCCGACUGGUAG